CCAACUACUACAACUACACCAACUACUACAACUACUACUACUCCUACAACUACUACAACUACCCCAACUACUACAACUACUAUAACUACUACAACUAGUUCUUCAAACGAUAUUAUAUUUGUUAAUUCAAAUGGAGGUGUUGUAGAGUUGCCCUUCUUCGUCAAGUUUACUGACAACUUUAGUGAAGAUUUGUAUAACUCGACCUCCGAACUCUAUUUACAGACCAAUCAGAAUUACACUGAACAGCUACAAGCUAAAUUCAAAGAUUUGCAAAACUUCGAUAGAAUAGACAUCACACAAUUUUUGCCUGGAAGUAUUAUUGUAAAGUUCAACGUCAUACUCAAUCAAACAAAAAAACAAUUUGACGCUGAAAAACUCAAAAAUGAACUAAAAGAUGUCCAAAUGGCAUUAUCUAACACUCCCGGGAUAGACUCUGACUAUUUAAGCUUCACUUUUCCCGCACAGAUAAAAAGCGCGGCGGCAAUGGCCACAAAAGUAAAUAAUGACCCUUGUUCGGCUCCCAGUGCUUGUGACCUUUCGCAGUUUUGUACAUUCAACCAAGCAACAAUGAGGCUUGAAUGCCACAGCCUGUGUUCCAACUACACAUGCCCAGAGAACGCAGAGUGCUUUAUCAACACAUUCAACAAUCCACAGUGCAAGUGCAAGUCCAGUGACAAGUAUGUCUACAGUGGACAGGACUGUGCAGUGGCCGUAGAGAAACUGGCCCUUGGAGUCAAUGAGAUCAUCGCCAUUGCUGUCAGCGUUGGGCUGGCUGCCAUUAUUCUCACCAUCCUUAUCGUGCUGGCCAUUGUGUACAGGCGACGACGUCACAAAAAAUCGCCAACUUCAAGCGAUGAAAGUGACUUUGAGACCCGACAGUCACCUCUUGAUGGAGCUGCUCCUUUACAGCCGGCUCUAUAUGGGCGUUUCGAAACCCUGAGACUCCCCAGGGUGUCCAGGCAGCCAAGCCAACUCAAACGUCAAAGCAGUCUAGCUUACCAGGAGUCCAUAUACCCACCAGAUGCGCGCUUCCCUUAUUCGGGCUCCGAUAUCGCUGGAAGACAGUCGGCAGGGGAAAGCCAGGGCCGUUUUAGGGACAUUCGAGCCAGCCAGUUCGGCCGCGGUCUUCCACUUGCUCACAAUCCCAGGGCCAAUUGGAAUGCAAGAUGGUCUUCUUGGAGUGAUGGGGGUGAAUCAGCUUAAACACGUGUGUACUUGAACCCCCAAAGACAAAUGUGUAUUCUAUUUACUUGGUCAUGACAGUUCAAUGUGCACCUGACAAUGGAUGCAAUAACAUAACAAAAAACUGCACAGGUUGAAGGUAAUAUCAAGAAAAACAAUGUCUCAGUUUUAUCAAUCUUUUUAAAUCAUUGUAAUACAAUAUGAGAAAGUUUUUAAAAUACGAAUUCCUCCCUUUUUCUACUCAAUUUCAUUUUCUUUUCUUCUUUUGGUUUUGGUAGUGCUGCUAUUAGGCAAAAGUUUUUCAAGAAAAUACACGUUCUUGCAUAAUGACUUUUUGUUCAUCCUUGAUAAACAAGAAGUCGACUCUCUAUCACUGAAACACUGCAACAUAGUUCUUUUUCGAAACUCUGAAAAUAACAAAACAUUGUUACUUUUUUUUCGUUUCGUCAUUAGAUUCAGGGUUUUCAACAAGGGCUUGGAAAUCAUUGAAGCCUAGUUUUGAGAAAAGAUUUCUGAAUUAUUUUCCAAAUAUAAGCCUGUGAUUUUUGUGGCUAGAUCCACACUUAUCUUUCACCCUACUCUCCACAGCUCGAAACAAAAAUGUUUACUUGACAUUCUUUCAAAUUAUUGUGAUAAGAAAUAAACAAGAAAACCAGACAGCCACUGGGUUCCCGAACUAUGAACAAAACUGAACAAUUUAUUACCCUAUAAUAAGUAAAAAGGGUUAUCCCAUGAUCUUUGUAGUGAUUUGCGCCAUGCAUAAAUUAACCGGACAGCAUACCCUAAUCUUUUUCGUGUAAGAUUUCCACUAAAAUCUAGUCUUAAUAAUUAGAUUUGAUCUUGAGAUCUUGGCCAUAUCUUGUCAAGAGUUUGUUGGAAAUGGUAAUUAGAAAAAGUUAGUUAGAAAAAUGUAUAUGUUUCUUUGUUUUAUAUAAGGAGGCAGAAAGAUAAAAUUGGGGAGUAAAAGAAAAGUGUUGUAAUUAAAUUCUUAAAACUGACAAAUUAAACAACCACUCAGUUUUUCACUUUCAGCAUAGACUGCAUAAUACCAUGAACUUAAAACAUUCGUAUGUUUCUAUGCAUGAAAUAAUAAAAAUAGUUAAUGGGAAUCUCUGCAGACAUAGGUAAAUGUAUUUCUUUGCCUAUUGUUGAGUAUUUUUUUUAUUUCAAUCUCACUUCUGACACCAUGUAAAAUAAUUGUGUUAAACAAUUAACAAAGAAAUUUUGAUGAGGGAAGACAUAUUAGGAACUUUUUAAAUUGCGUAAGCACAAGUGGUGUUGCAUAGACGAGCUAGUGUGCAAAUGUACAUACCAGUAUGUUACAAAUAAUGGUAAACAAAAACGUUAUGUGUGAAGUUCCGAGCAGGUCAUCGGACAUGUCGUUUGUACAUCAUCAUUGAGUCCCUGACGUUUUCUUUCAACAAAUGUUGCAUGGGUCACCUCACUCUUUUAAAUCCAUUUAUUUAACCUUUUUUAUAUACAUUUAAAUGCCUUCUUGUAUUUAUCUAUCUAUAUACGAUAUGUUUAUAUAAUUGUAGCCUUAAAUAAAUCCUUGCCUUACAAACAUAGGCAGUGUAUAUUUAGAUUAAAUUCUGCGUUAUAUGCUGAUGUAAUUAUGUGUUGUUUUUUUUUGUUGUACAAUUCUCUGCUGAAAGUAAAACAUGUUAUCUUGAGUAUCAUUUUAAAAACUUAUUGAACGAAUUCGUCUUUCUUUUAAAACUGGUUAUGUAGUUUGAUUUUUGUUCAAUGGAUCAGUAAUUGUGUAGAUUAAAACUGAUUCUAUUUAUGAAAAAAAAUAUUUUUUUUUUGAUAAACAGCAAUAGUGAGAAUAUAUAUCUCUUUUGUUUUUUUCUUUAUGUUUAUUCCACACCAUGACAUCUCGCGUUUGUUUGUUGUUAUGAUUAAUAUUUAUAAUGACUUCUCGUCUCUGCGUUGUUACCUUUGUUACAAGGACAUCGCGUCUCUUUGUUAUGUUAGUUAUACAUAAUAAAUAACAUCUCUUGUGAUUUUAUGGUUGUUAAACACUCUUUUCUGACCUACUUUGGGGGUACUAAUUAUAACUCUGUGUUAUUUCUUUUUUUUUAAAUAUGAUUUCUUUGUUUGUUGUUGAUUUUAUAUUAGAGCUGAAAAGAAGGAAACAGUAUUUUGCAUUGUUUCUUGUGAUUCCCAAGAGUGUCAAACCUCAUUUAAAAUAUUUGUUUUUACAAUCAAAUUCAAAGUUGUGUUCACACGUCGCAAUUCUAUAUUAUUGGGUGUGUAAUGUCCCUGGCAUUGCGUGAGAAGAUGAUAGUCAUCAAAUGAAGUGGGUUAGAAGUCAUCUUAAAACACUGCUACUGAUUACACUUGUAGUUUCAUCCCUAACAGUCUCUUUUCUUACCUUUACAGUCUCUGACAAUCUCUUAUAAUCUCUGACUUACCCUUGCAAUCUCUGAAUAUCAUUCACAGUCUCAAAACUUCCUUUCAGUCUCUGACAAUCUCUUGCAGUCUCUUUCACUUACAGUCUCUGAUUUUCUUUACAGUCUCUGACAAUCUCUUGCAGUCUCUUUCUCUUUUCCUAGUACAGACCCACAAUCUAGUGUGGUAGUUGACUGCAUUGCUAAGUAGUUUGAGUUAUUUCUUUAUGUCAAAUUGUUACAAUCAAUUUGUGAAAAAGAAAGUCACUUUUUUUUGUGCAUUCAAUAAUUGUACUUCUCUUUUCUUUUCUUGCUAUAUUUUUGUUAUAAAUGACAAUCAACUUUUUUACUACGAUCAAGUCAUACAGAAAUCGAGUUAUCUGUAUCCAAGUGCAAUCUAAAGAAAUAACUCUUUUUUUUUUGUUAUCCUAUCCAUCCAUCGCCCACAUAAUAUCAAAGAAUAAACAACAAAUGUGCCUGAAUGUCACCUAUUCACCACCCACCACCUCUAUUCACGACUUGCGAUUCACCCUAAAACAUGUUUCUUAGCUUUUACAUUAGUUAUCUUCUUUUGUAAACUUUAUUUAUAUAAACCCCAUGUUGUAUUUGUUGUUUUGUUUUGGCCUUAUCAUGAAGGGUCGUAUAAAUAUGAUGUUAUAAACUUUUACACAAGCGAAUCAAAGACGUAUUUAUUUAUAAAUAUAUAUUGGUAUGAACUCUAUACACUGGUAUAAUAAAUUGUUGUAAUAUUUUAA
Biomphalaria glabrata is the source of this 4330-nucleotide messenger RNA. RefSeq lists its product as uncharacterized. Bases 403 to 1203 code for a protein of 266 amino acids. The transcript is spliced from 7 exons. The record is from RefSeq and is a predicted model, not a curated record. Lineage: Eukaryota; Metazoa; Mollusca; Gastropoda; Planorbidae.